AUGCGUCUCAUCGUCCUCAUCAGAUUGGGGAAAGAAGGAAAAGGGGAUAUGGGGUUACGAACGGAGCAACGAAAUCAGAUGGCGAGAAGGAAGCUCGCAGGCGCGCGGCUGCUACUACAGACGUCCCGGCCGAUCACGAAGAGGGAGGCGGCUCCAGUGCUUGGCCGAACCGAAGGAGGAGAAGAGACGAAAGCAGCGAGGCUCUCUCUUUCUCGUCCGCCGAUUGCAGACCCAUCGCACCCGAGUGGCGUGCUCCGUCGGUCGACUAGACCGAAGAAGGACAUGGGCAGAAGCAGCUCGGUGAUGGCGCACGAUGUUGCCGACAACAGUGGUGAGAGGGGCUGCACCGGCAGGUUCCUCGUCGGUUCCAGCAGCGGUGUCCGAAGGGAUGGUGCGUGGGUGAGGUACGAGAGGCAGAAGAGGUCCGAUGGAUGUCCGGUUGGCAGCCAACAAUCACGAUGUUCCCCCAUUGUUUUGGCAAUUCCGGUCAACAAUAGGAAAAAAAAAGGAAGGACGAAGAAGAAACGGGCGACGGCCCUCUUAGGUACUUCUUGGCAGCCUCCGAAGGAGGAGAAGAAAAUCAAUAGAAUUUUUUGUGGUGUUGUUCCUAGUUGA
Molecule: messenger RNA, 615 nt
Organism: Lactuca saligna
Lineage: Eukaryota; Viridiplantae; Streptophyta; Magnoliopsida; Asterales; Asteraceae
Source: the annotation of a GenBank genome assembly